GCGUCUCUCCGCGGCGCCUGCGCGGCCCGGUCCCGAGCCGGGCGGCGAGCACCGCCGGGGCCGAGACUCGCGGUCCUUCCGCGUACUGACGCCCCCGAGGACCCCGGCGCGCAGGUGCCGACGCCAGCCUUAAAAAGAAAAUCUUGGCCCAGCCCCAAAGCCACGCGGCCGUGGGACUCCUGACCCCGUCCUGACUGGGCCAGACCCCACGCCGAACCGCCCAGCCCCCUCUGAUCCCACCGCGGCCGGGCCUGGAACCCAGCCCCAGCCACCAGAGCCUGGGCCCAUGUCCCCGCUCUCCUGGCCAUGCACGGGAAGCUGCUGGCGCUCGCCAGCCUCUACCUGGUGCAGGGCCUGCCCUAUGGGCUGCAGUCUGGCUUGCUGCCGGUGCUGCUGCGGGCUCGCGGCCUGUCCCUGACACACGUGGGACUGGCCAAAGUGCUGUAUGCACCGUGGUUGUUCAAGCUCGUGUGGGCCCCGCUGGUGGACGCUCGGGGCUCUCCGAGGGCCUGGCUGACGCUCAGCACAGCAGCUCUUGGCCUCUUGUGUGGGUUGCUGGCAGCUCUGCCUCCUGCUGAAGCUGGCCAGUCUGGGCUGCCUCUUACUGUGGCAGGGCUACUUCUGCUACUGAACUUGGCUGCAGCUGUACAGGAUGUGGCCUUGGACACACUGGCGGUGCAGCUCCUGGAGCCGGCAGAGCUGGGGCCGGGCAACACGGUGCAGGUGGUGGCUUACAAGCUGGGGGCGGUGCUGGCUGGGGGUGGACUGCUGACCCUCCUGCCCACCCUCUCCUGGCCCCUGCUCUUUCUGCUCCUGGCUGCCACCUAUUGGCUGGCUGCUGCCCUGGCUUGGGCUGCACCGGCCCUGCAACAGCUUCCUGCACCUCAGCCAUCAGAACCCCGCCGACACACGCUGCACCUUCAGCAGCACUUGCUGGCCGUGCCUGGGACCCUGUGGAUGGCAGGUUUUGUGCUCUCCUACAAGCUGGGUGAGCAGGGCACCAGCAGCCUGUUCCCACUCCUCCUGUUGGACUGCGGCGUCUCUACCCCAGAGCUGGGGCUGUGGAAUGGCGUGGGCGCCGUGGUCUGUUCCAUUGUGGGCUCAUCUCUGGGUGGCGCCCUGCUGGCCAGGCACCGGCAGCCACUGCCCCUGUUGAGGUCACUGCUUCGGUUCCGUCUUGGGGGCCUGGCCUGCCAGACUGUCUUGGUUUUUCAUCUGGAUGCCCCUGGGGCCAGGUUGGGCCCUGGCACAGUCCUGAGAGGGGCAGCCUUGCUGAGCCUGUGUCUGCAGCACUUCCUGGGAGGCCUGGUCACAACCACCACCUUCACCCUGAUGAUGCGCUGCAGCCAGUUGGCACCCAGUGCCCUGCAGGCCACACACUACAGCCUCCUGGCCACUCUGGAGCUGCUGGGGAAGCUGCUGGUGGGUGCGCUGGCCGGAGCCCUGGCUGACAGCCUGGGGCUGCGCUUCUGCUUCUCCCUCUUCCUCGCUCUCUCAGCCACACCCGUGCUGUGCCUAGGCCUUGCACCCAGCACGCUGGCCUGAGCCGGGGGGCUGGCCUUGUCAAUAAAGCGGAGUGGACCCGA
Molecule: messenger RNA, 1586 nt
Organism: Phacochoerus africanus (Common warthog)
Lineage: Eukaryota; Metazoa; Chordata; Mammalia; Artiodactyla; Suidae
Gene: SLC33A2
Product: major facilitator superfamily domain containing 3
Exons: 5
Coding region: 307-1545 (412 amino acids)
Biological process (GO): transmembrane transport
Cellular component (GO): membrane
Molecular function (GO): transmembrane transporter activity
Source: RefSeq, a predicted model, not a curated record